AUGCAACCUAUUGUCAAGUUCAAGUCCCACCCAUACCAGCUUUUACGAUAUUGUCACCGCCCAAAUCCCCAACGGUUACGUACAACACAGAUAUCAUCACCUAGCUACUAUCCAACUAACCUCGACAGACGACUGUCCAUGAAUCAGCUAGAUUCUGACCUGCUGCCCCAAAUGUCCAGUGAUUUAUCCGUUGAACUAACCGCGCCCAACGGCAAAAGUUAUUGCCAGCCAACUGGACUUUUUAUCAAAAAUGAAUGGGUAAAGAGCAGUAAUGGUGAAAUGAUAACUUCCGUUAAUCCUACGGAUGAAUCGGUAAUAACUUCAGUCUAUGCGGCAUCCACUCAAGAUGUAGAUACCGCAGUAGCCGCAGCUCGAAGUGCCUUGAAAGACCCCAGCUGGCGCGAUCUAUCACCUACGGAUCGGGGGAAUCUACUGAUAACGCUCUCCGACCUUAUCGUCAGCCACAAAGGUACCCUGGCAACGAUUGAGACAUGGGACAACGGCAAGACGAUUCGUAGUUCAAAUGGAGACCUCGACGAAGUCGCCGGUGUUUUGAGAUAUUACGGCGGCUAUGCGGAUAAGAUCCACGGCCAAGUCAUAGAUACUGGACCUGCAAAAUUUGCUUACACGAUCAAAGAACCAAUUGGUGUCUGUGGACAGAUAAUACCGUGGAACUAUCCUCUCGCUAUGGCUGCGUGGAAAUUGGGCCCUGCUCUCGCUUGUGGUAAUACUAUUGUAAUGAAAGCUGCAGAACAGACGCCACUGAGCAUUUUGUACUUGGCUAAUCUUAUCAAAAAAGCUGGGUUUCCCCCAGGUGUUGUCAAUAUUCUAAAUGGAUAUGGUCGCGAAGUUGGCGCUGCCAUUGCCUCACAUACAGGUAUUGACAAGAUUGCAUUCACAGGUAGCUCGAGUACUGGGAAAGAAGUCAUGAAACUGGCUGCGGGCACAAUGAAAAACGUUACCCUGGAAACUGCUGGCAAGUCGCCAUCACUCAUCUUUGAAGAUGCCGACUUAGAUCAAGCUGUCAAGUGGUCACACGCGGGUAUCAUGUCCAACCAAGGCCAGAUUUGUACUGCCACCUCAAGGAUCCUUGUUCAGGAAAGUAUUUACGAUUCCUUCCUAGCCUCAUUCAAGGCACGAGUACAGAAAGUCUCCGUAGUUGGUGACCCGUUUGCCGAAACUACUUUUCAAGGACCACAGGUGACUAAAAUUCAAUUUGAUCGGGUUCAAAGCUUUAUCAAAAUCGGCAAGGAUGAAGGAGCAAAACUGGUCUUGGGAGGCGAAGCCUUUAGUCGUGCAACUCCAUCUGGAAAUGGAUUCUUCAUUGAGCCAACAAUUUUCUCUGAUGUGAAACCUUCCAUGAGAAUAUUCCGCGAGGAGAUUUUUGGACCAGUCGUUGUAUUAACCAGUUUUAAAACAGAGGAGGAAGCCCUGGAAAUGGCAAACGAUACCAUGUACGGUCUCGGAAGUGCUGUUUUCACCAAGGAUAUCACACGGGCUCACCGAGUUGCGAAGAGGAUAGAGGCGGGAAUGGUGUGGAUUAACUCAAGUAAUAAUUCAGACUACAGAAUACCCUUUGGUGGAGUGAAGCAAAGCGGAAUCGGACGAGAACUGGGCGAGGCUGGGCUUGCGGGCUACAGUCAAAUAAAGGCAGUCCAUGUCAAUAUGGGACACCCAUUGUGA
Molecule: messenger RNA, 1683 nt
Organism: Blumeria graminis f. sp. triticale
Lineage: Eukaryota; Fungi; Ascomycota; Leotiomycetes; Helotiales; Erysiphaceae
Source: the annotation of a GenBank genome assembly